ACGCGCUGUUAUCGCGUGGGUUGAGCUAUAGAGGACAGAUUGCAUGUUUAAGAGCUGUAGAAUAAAUGUAGGUAUUAUACUCAUUUUGUCUCAUUCUGUAACAAAACUACAGUAUCGUCUCUGUCGGCGUUGGUUGUACUGGUGAUUUGAUGGGAGAAUGAACUGUAGUUGAUAUUCAUCCAGAGGGAUUAUGGCAUCAUGAUGGAGGACAUGGCACACAUGUCCAUGAAGGUGGCCGCCUUACGUUUUGUGGACCUACCUCUGUCUGUCUAUUGCUCUCUCCCACAGGUGAGUCUUAGCGCCGGCACCAAGAAGCUGUUUGCGGCCACUGCGUUUGGUGCCGUCUCUCUUAUCUUCCUCGCCCGGCGCUUCAGAAGGAGAAAGGGCAGAAAAACAGCCGGUUCGCCUGUAGAACAAGAGAAAUUUGAAAUCAUCACCAUCGCCCUGGCAAGAGAGAUUGGCAGAGCUCAAAAUCUGCCUUUUAACUUCGAAAACUGCUCCUCUUGUAAUGUUGAGCCCAAUGACAGUCUGUACAGCAAGUUCUCGGGCUCCCUGCACAGUCUGCCCUCAGUGGGGAGCAGACAUUCCUCCAGCAGCUGCACCUGUGCAAACAGCAUCAGCUGCUGGGACGAGACAAGAGAUGAUGGUGACGUCUGCAAUCUGCUCAGCAUCCCCGUCACCACUCCAGAGAAUCUCUACCUGAUGGGUAUGGAGCUUUUCGAGGGGGCCCUGCAGCGCUGGGAGCAGGCGUUAACCUUCCGCAGCAGACAAGCAGAGGAUGAGGCGAGCUUUGUGGCGGUCAAACUGGGAGCUGGAGAUGCCAUUGCAGAAGAUAGUAUGGAGAACAUCAUCGGUACAGAUUUCAUUCAUAAGCUGGAGUCCCUGCUACAGAGAGCCUAUCGGCUGCAGGAGGAGUUCGAGGGAACACUGGGAUUGACUGAACCCUCAACACGUCUUGGUAAUGACAAACACACAGAUCUGUCUGUGAGAGAGAACCUGGAAGACAGUUGUCUCAGAGACUCGAUCAGCAUCGCCUCUACGGAUUCCUUCGUGUCUGCCGCAGAGUUAUCUGAGCACAGAGAGAUGAGGAGUGCUUAUGCGCUGGGUUCACUGUGUCAUUACCCUUUCUAUGAGGAGGCUCUUCAGAUGGCUGAAGAGGGGAAGAUCUCCUGUCGAGUGCUGCGAACUGAGAUGCUUGAAUGUCUUGGGGACACUGACUUCCUGGCAAAGCUGCAUUGUGUACGGCAGGCGUGUCAGGUCAUUUUAUGCGAACGGGUAACUAGAGCAUUUCUGGCUGACACAGGAAAGAAGAUAUUGUCUUCAAUAAUAGUCAAAGCAAGGAAGAGCCCAAACAGAUUUGAGGAGGUGUUUGAAGAAAUGAUCUGCUUUUUGGAGCAAACUGAUCACUGGGAGAACACAGAAAUGGAGCUUUCUGCAAGAGGGGUAAAGCAUCUGAACUUUUAUGACAUGGUUCUUGACUUCAUCCUCAUGGAUUCAUUUGAAGAUCUCGAGAAUCCACCAAUAUCUAUCCAGAAUGUGGUUAACAAUCGUUGGCUCAACAGCUCUUUCAAAGAAACGGCGGUUGCGUCAAGUUGCUGGUCCGUUCUGAAGCAGAAGAGGCAACAUAUGAAGGUGCAAGAUGGCUUUAUUGCACAUUUCUAUGCAGUCUGUGAACACAUUAGUCCGGUCUUGGCUUGGGGGUUCCUCGGCCCUAAAAGUUCCCUGCAUGAUUUCUGCUGUUUCUUUAAGGAGCAGGUGCUGUUCUUCCUAAAGGACAUCUUUGACCUGGAGAAAGUACGUUACUCCAGUUUGGAGACUCUGUCUGAGGAUAUCCUGCACCUGCUGCACAGACGCUCUGAGCUGCUCCUCGCUUACCUGGGUGCUGACUCGCUCCGUCACCUGAACGGCUGUGUCAGCACACCUCUGCACCUGGUUCCCAGUGCUAUGCAAGAGGCUCAGGUUCAGUGAGCCAUUGCCUGUCUUCCAAACCCUCCAUGUGUUAUAACUUAUGUGGACAUUCAUUCAUAGUAAUCAGCUGAAUCCAGAGGUGGAAUGCACAGCCUUUGAAAGUCUCUGGGUGCAGAGCACACUGUUGUCCUUAAUUAAUGUUGUAGAAAAAAGGGAAAGUAUGAUGUAUUUUUUUUAUACACCUCUUUUGAAGUAUUUCAAUAGCUGGUUUAAAUCGUUUUUAAUUAUUAAAUCCAGUGUUUUGAGACUUGAAAGCUUUAUAAGAUGCUGUCACAAGUGUUAUGACAAGAUGUAGACGGUUAUUUUUUUGGAGAGAUUUCACACUGUAGGCCACCUUUUAGUGUCCCUCUGAUAAAAGCUUCUCCUGAACAAAUUGACCUCUACAGUAAUGGCCAUGACUGACCAAUGAAAGGAUUGUUUGUCUAUAGUAUAUCACAUAGGAAUGCCAUGUACACUGGUUGUUAAGGGGACAGUUCACCCAAAAAUGAAAACUGUCAUUUACUCAACUCAAGUACUCAAGUUGCCCCUAACCUGUAUAAAUGUCUUUGAUAUUUGGAAGAAUGUUAGCAAUUUUCAGUUCUGGGACCCUACCCUAGUAGAGUAAAUUGUAUAUUUUUCUGUUGACCACAAAAUUAGAUAUUUCGAAGAAUUUAGGAAAGCAAACAGUUUCGGGGUAAUUUUUCCUACUAUGGUAUUCAAAGAUGUCCCAGAAUUGCAAACAUUCUUCCAAAUAUCUUUGCGUUCAGCAAAACAAAGUAACAAACAGGUUUGGAAUAACUUGAGGAUGAGUGAAUGAGAAAUUUCGUUUUUGGGUGAACUGUUACAUGUUUUAUCCUCAUCACAACUGUCAAAAUAUACGCUGUUGAUUCAACCACAGACCAAGAUGUUGUUGGGUGUAAUAAAACAUGCAUCUUAAAAAUGAA
Molecule: messenger RNA, 2891 nt
Organism: Triplophysa rosa
Lineage: Eukaryota; Metazoa; Chordata; Actinopteri; Cypriniformes; Nemacheilidae
Gene: miga1
Product: mitoguardin 1
Exons: 16
Coding region: 199-1968 (589 amino acids)
Biological process (GO): mitochondrial fusion
Source: RefSeq, a predicted model, not a curated record